CUCUGCGCAGCCGCAAGUACGGUGGCUCGCAGGGCUCAGUCCGCGCAGCCGCUGACGAUGGGAGACGAUCUCUGCGAAGAGCUCGAGGAUUUAGUUCAUUUCUCGGUGCACGACCUGCCGGCGCGAGGCUAUGUCGUCAUGGAGGAGAUCCGGCGUCAGGGCAAGCUCUGUGACGUCACGCUCAAGGUGGGCGAUCAUAAGUUCAGCGCCCAUCGCAUCGUCCUGGCGGCCUCCAUCCCGUACUUCCAUGCCAUGUUCACCAACGACAUGGUGGAGUGUAAGCAGGACGAGAUCCUCAUGCAGGGCAUGGACCCCAGCGCUCUGGAGGCUCUCAUCAACUUCGCGUACAGCGGCCACGUCGCCAUCGACCAGCAGAACGUUCAGGCUCUCCUGAUCGGCUCCAGCUUCCUCCAGCUGCAGAACGUCAAAGACGCCUGCUGCUCCUUCCUGCAGGAGAGGUUGCACCCGAAGAACUGUCUGGGCGUGCGACAGUUUGCGGAAACCAUGAUGUGCACGACGCUGUACGACUCGGCCAACAGCUACCUCCACCAGCACUUUGUGGACGUCUCCCUGUCGGAGGAGUUCCUGGGCCUGAGGACGGAGGAGGUGCUGGAGCUGGUGGGCUGUGACGAGCUCAACGUGAAAGCAGAGGAGCAGGUAUUUGAAGCAGUUCUAACGUGGGUUUAUCACGACCGGGACCGGCGGGAGUCCCUGCUCCCGGAGCUGUUGUCAAAGAUCCGACUUCCUCUGUGCCGCCCUCAGUUCCUGUCGGACCGGGUCCAGCAGGACGAGCUGAUCCGCUGCUGCCACAAGUGCAGGGAUUUGGUCGAUGAAGCCAAAGACUUCCACCUCAUGCCAGAGCGGCGUCCACAUCUGCCCACCUUUAAAACCCGACAGAGGAGCUGCUCGUCCAUCACAGGACUCAUCUACGCUGUUGGCGGUCUGAACAGCUCAGGGGACUCCUUAAACCUGGUCGAGGUUUUCGAUCCAUUGGGGAACUUUUGGGAGCGCUGCCAGCCAAUGAGGACAGCUCGCAGCCGAGUGGGAGUGGCCGUCGUUAACGGCCUGCUGUACGCCAUCGGCGGCUAUGAUGGACAGUCGCGGCUCAGCACGGUAGAGGUGUACAACCCAGAGGCAGACAGCUGGAUGCAGGUCUCGAGCAUGAACAGCCAGCGCAGCGCCAUGGGAACUGUUGUGGUUGACGGACACAUCUACGUGUGCGGCGGAUACGAUGGGAAGUCUUCUCUGAACUCAGUGGAGUGCUACUCUCCAGAGACUGACAGGUGGGUGGUGGUGACAGAAAUGAGUGCCAGCCGCAGUGCGGCCGGCGUGACGGUGUUUGAGGGGCGGAUCUUUGUGUCGGGGGGCCAUGAUGGCCUGCAGAUCUUCAACACGGUGGAGUACUACAACCAUCACACCAACUGUUGGCACCUAGCCCCCCCCAUGCUGAACAAGCGUUGCCGUCACGGGGCAGCAGUCCUGGGCAGUCACAUGUAUGUGGCGGGGGGGUACGACGGCUCGGGCUUCCUGAGCGGGGCGGAGGUGUACAGCUCGGCGUCGGGACAGUGGAGCCUCCUGGUACCCAUGAACACGCGCCGCAGCCGGGUGUCACUGGUUGCCACCGGCGGCCGCCUCUUUGCGGUUGGCGGGUAUGACGGGCAGUCCAACCUCAGCUCUGUGGAGAUGUACAACCCCGACACCAACCGCUGGACUUUUAUGGCCCCUAUGGCGAGCCACGAGGGAGGGGUCGGUGUCGGCUGCAUCCCCCUGCCGCCUGCUUAAGCAAACCACUCGAGGCCGAGGGGGUCCCCCCUCUGAAGAUUUCUCUGAGCUGUAUGGGUACGACGGCGUCCACGCCUGGCCUGUGGUAUUGUGGGAAAAACGAGUGCGUGUGUGGAUGAUUCAUGUAGAUUCUGUUGUUGGAAGUGACCAAUCAGGACGGACUUCCUCCAAAGCUGCAGACAGGAGGAGCGUUCUGACACGCCUCCUCUUCUACAACCUGACUGCAUGCGUGGGGAGGUGGGGCUGAAGGGGGGUGCCUGCAGGGGGCGCUGCUACUCCUCCUCAGGCUUUGCCAUGCAGGCGUCUUCAGCAGCCGUCGAGGACUCCUCUGUGCAUCAGCAGAAGAUGGAACUUUACCUGUUUUUAAUUAUUUAUCAGCUGUCUGUGUCUUCCUCGCGGAUCAAUAAAGACGAAGCGUCUCGGUUUAGAA
Oryzias melastigma (Indian medaka) is the source of this 2212-nucleotide messenger RNA. It is a transcript of the gene klhl18, whose product is annotated as kelch-like family member 18. NCBI's taxonomy places the organism in Eukaryota, Metazoa, Chordata, Actinopteri, Beloniformes, Adrianichthyidae. The record is from RefSeq and is a predicted model, not a curated record. The transcript has 10 exons. The coding region runs from base 58 to 1782 and encodes 574 amino acids. Gene Ontology annotation, molecular function: protein binding.